Molecule: messenger RNA, 537 nt
Organism: Lates calcarifer (barramundi perch)
Lineage: Eukaryota; Metazoa; Chordata; Actinopteri; Centropomidae
Gene: fabp10a
Product: fatty acid binding protein 10a, liver basic
Exons: 4
Coding region: 103-483 (126 amino acids)
Biological process (GO): fatty acid transport
Cellular component (GO): cytosol; nucleus
Molecular function (GO): fatty acid binding
Source: RefSeq, a predicted model, not a curated record
UGCGGACAGACAUUCUCGUUCUCCACAUUGUGUUGAGCUUCACACAGCUGCCUCAGCCUCCAGCCCACUUUGGUGAAGGAGAUCCCAGACCUUCUUGAAAACAUGGACUUCAAUGGAACAUGGCAGGUUUAUGCUCAGGAGAACUAUGAGGAGUUCCUCAGGGCAAUGGAACUCCCAGAGGAUAUCAUCAAGAUUGCAAAGGACAUCAAGCCAGUUACUGAGAUCAAGCAGAACGGCAAUGACUUUGUUGUCACCUCCAAGACCCCUGGAAAGUCUGUGACCAACUCCUUUACCCUUGGCAAGGAGGCUGAUAUCACCACCAUGGAUGGCAAGAAGCUCAAGUGCAUUGUCAACCUGGAGGGCAGCAAACUUGUCUGCAAAACUGGCAAGUUCUGCCACAUCCAAGAGCUCAAGGGAGGAGAGAUGGUUGAGACUUUGACCAUGGGCUCCACCACUCUCAUCAGGAAGAGCAAAAAGAUGUAAACUUGGCAGUGAAGAAACCAAUGUCUAUUUAAAUAAAAGUGUUGCUUAAUAAGA